AUGACUUCAAACUUGUUUGAUUUUAUAGAUCCGGAAAAUUAUGGUUUGGCGAUCGCCAAUUUCCCCCUUCCCACAGGCCAGGGACAAACCACUCGGCGUCUGUUAAAUUCGCUUAUGAUCGAGCUCACCAAAGCCAUUGGUGUCAUCUUCGCACUUUCCUUUGUCUCCUCUUCGUUUACAACCUUCAUUAUCCGUGAGAAGCAUAGUGGUGCCAUGGCGAUGCAGUUUCUCUCCGGUCACAGCCGCUUAGUCUACUGGUCUAUGUCUUACGUCUGGGAUUUCAUCUCAUUCCUCAUUCCCGUUGCCUUCAUCGUUAUAAUCUUCGUAAUUUUUGACGAACAGGCUUACAUUGGCAAGGGGCAAAUCGGCGCCUUCAUCGUUCUUCUGGUUGUGUACGGUUUGGCCAUCACUCCUCUGAUGUACUGCUUCAGCUUCAUCUUUCAUUCACCCUCAGUAGCCUUUGUAUCUUUUCUUGCACUGAACAUCCUCGUUACUAUCAUCACCACGGUGAUUGUCCAAACGUUGGAGCUCACUGCACACGACAACCCCGAUGUGUCCUCCGUCGCUGACGUCCUCGCAAACCUCUUCCUCAUUUUCCCACAGUUUGCAUUCAGUCGAGGCUUCUAUGAGUUAGCGAAGGGCUACGCAAUUAAUGCACUUCGUCUUGACCAGCUCACUGACAGCAGUCAUCUCUUUUCCUGGAAGGCAUUAACAGAGAAGCUAGUUGCCAUGACAAUUGAAGCAGUCGUAUUUUCUGGAAUCCUUCUCCUUGUUGAAUAUUCCAGGUUAAGGAAUGUAUGUGGGAAAUGCAAAAAUAAAAGCAAAAUCGUUUCUGCUGCAGUCAGUAGCGGGGAACAUAGACUAGGAAUCGGUGCUGAUGUGUUGGAGGAGAGAGAACGAGUGGAAAAUGUAUGUUAUCCAUAUCGUAAACUCAAUUUAUUCUUAAACACUACAGACGGAACCACAGAAACUGAUAAGACUAAGAACCUUAGUGUAUUUUAA
This is a messenger RNA of Mesocestoides corti, 1002 nucleotides long. The record is from the annotation of a GenBank genome assembly. Lineage: Eukaryota; Metazoa; Platyhelminthes; Cestoda; Cyclophyllidea; Mesocestoididae.